Dermacentor andersoni is the source of this 1182-nucleotide messenger RNA. RefSeq lists its product as uncharacterized. Gene Ontology annotation, biological process: cell differentiation; positive regulation of transcription by RNA polymerase II. Gene Ontology annotation, molecular function: DNA-binding transcription activator activity, RNA polymerase II-specific; RNA polymerase II cis-regulatory region sequence-specific DNA binding. Gene Ontology annotation, cellular component: nucleus. The record is from RefSeq and is a predicted model, not a curated record. Lineage: Eukaryota; Metazoa; Arthropoda; Arachnida; Ixodida; Ixodidae.
GCUACAUCUUUGGAGACCCUGGACUCUGCAGACGACGACCCCGGCGAUAGUCAGACGUCGUCGUCAGCGUCGCAUUGAGCGCCUUCGGUCACAACUUCCAAUCCCGGCCUCCGAUGCCAGCCUUCAAUCCCGGCGUGGCGGGUGCAUCGCAGAGCAGUGAGGUGCAACACAGUUACCAGCGGCGGUCGCGCAUUCCACGACCUCCAAACGCCUUCAUGCUGUCCGCACAUGGAAAGAGGCGAUCGGUGGCCGCUGAGAACCCGAACGAAAACAACCAGCGUGUGAGCAGCCGCCUGGGCAAGCUGUGGCGUUCUCUCAGCGCCGCCGACAAGGAGCCUUACCAGCGCAAGGCGGCCGAAGUUGCCGCUGUCCACCGAAGGAAGUACCCGGGCUACAUGAACAAUCAACGUGAGGCCCAGUGGUGCAAGGGGCAGGAGCGCAUGACUAAGGUGAUUUCCAGCAAGCUCAAGAAUGGUACUUCCGGGGGCCAGGGGCAGCAGCCGAGCAUUUCCAUGGCCGCGGCUGAGGAUCGAGACUCGCCGGAGUUCCAGCAGCAACAGCAUCCGCCUCCGCCGCCUCAAAGAAACGAACGGCGGGCAACCAGUGCUGCCCGGGGCAGUGAUUCGUGCGCUCCUAAGGGAAUGACGCUGCCUAGGCCGUCGGCCACUUCCGCGGCCGCGGCGUCGGCUCGAUCGGGUGAUCGACCCUACAACGUGCCCUGGUUCCCCGGUCAACUACCACCGUCAGUGGGUGGGUACAACAGAGAAAACGCCGUGCCCACCACUCACUUAAGGGCAGCUCGCGGAUUCAAGCAACCUAAAACGCCAUGUGCGCGAGCAAAGCUUGAUACUCAGCUAUCCCCCUUGCACCUGGGCGACAACGAGGACGGCUUGUUUGCGGGCACGCCGACGUUCGACCAGGGCGGAAUUCUGGAUACCCUAGGCUCUGCUGUCGGUGCCCCAGGCGAAGGUCAGCCGUGGUCGUCGGCCGCUGGCUGCAUUGCAGCGUAGGUGCGCCAGCGCGUUCCUGCCAAGCACUCGGCGCCAGCUGCUAAGGACCGGGAAUCAGCAGCAUAUGAUUGUGCCGUCCUCAUCCCCAUUGUCGCGAUUAGUGCGAGGAUACCGAAUUGCGCUAAUAGUUUAUAAGUUCUAUUUAUUAUGUCAAAGAAUAUAAAGGCGAUGC